Molecule: messenger RNA, 3798 nt
Organism: Asparagus officinalis (garden asparagus)
Lineage: Eukaryota; Viridiplantae; Streptophyta; Magnoliopsida; Asparagales; Asparagaceae
Product: formin-like protein 3
Exons: 21
Coding region: 261-3350 (1029 amino acids)
Source: RefSeq, a predicted model, not a curated record
UUACCGCCUCAAGUGAUUUAUUUCCUCGAAAAAGCAAAGAGGGCAAAAAUUUCAAAACCCCAUUUCAUCUCCAAGGGUUUUAUUUCCUCAAUUCAUCGAUCGAUAGAAUCUAGUACCAAAAACCCUAGAGAUUUGGGGUCAAAAGUCGCUUCCUUUCUCUCUCAAACUUCUGUCAUGGCUUGUUUAGUCUCUUCAAAGAGGGAGUGAAUUGAUGGUGCAAGGUGUAGAAGGACUUUGAUGUGCACAAGUUUAGUAGUGAGAUGUCUCUCUUCAGUAGAUUUUUUCAUAGACGGCCACCUGAUGGUUUGCUCGAAUUCGUUGACAGAGUUUAUGUGUUUGAUUCAUGCUUCUCAACCGAGGUUGUCUCUGAUGGAAUCUACCAUGCAUACCUGCACGAGAUUGUAACUGAGCUUCAUGAAGCAUAUGCUGACUCUUCGUUCCUUGCAUUUAAUUUUAGAGAGGGUGAAAAGAGAAGCCAAUUUGCUGAUAUUCUCUGUGAAUAUGAUGUUACCGUCAUAGAUUACCCACGUCAAUAUGAAGGCUGCCCUCUUCUUCCGUUGUCCCUUGUCCAGCAUUUUCUUCGUGUAUGUGAGAGUUGGCUUUCUCGGAGACAUAAUCAAAAUGUCGUGUUGCUCCACUGUGAGAGAGGAGGCUGGCCACUUUUAGCAUUUCUCCUAGCCAGUCUCCUGGUUUUCAGAAAAUCUCAUUCUGGAACUAAGAGAGUGCUUGACCUUGUUCAUAAGGAGGCUCCUAAAGGGUUUCUGCGACUUUUAUCACCUCUGAAUCCUUUACCUUCGCAGCUCCGUUACCUGCAUUAUGUCGCUAGGCGAAAUAUGUCUGUGGAGUCAUCCUCUGCACGGGCACUUUCUUUGGACUGCCUCAUGCUUCGUGCCAUUCCAAGUUUUGAUUCAGAGAAUGGAUGCAGACCGCUCAUACGCAUUUAUGGACAGAAUCUCCAGGGUGAUGGUUCUUCAACUACGACGCUGUUGUCAAUGUCCAAAAGGAGGAAAUCUCUGCGACAUUACCGGCAGGAGGAUGUUGAUGUUAUAAAGAUUGACAUCCAGUGCUUAGUUGAAGGUGAUGUUGUCUUGGAGUGCGUUCAUCUCGACUUGGAUCCUGAGAGGGAAGUUAUGAUGUUUCGUAUAAUGUUCAAUACCGCUUUCAUUCGUUCAAACAUUUUGGUGCUGAGCUGUGAUGACGUGGAUAUGCUUUGGGAUUCAAAGUGUAGAUAUCCAAAAAAAUUUCGAGCUGAGGUUCUGUUUGGCGAAGUUGAGAGCAUAUCCCCUACCAGAGCUCCAACUGCAAUAUUAAAUGGCGAGAUGAAGGGUGGGUUGCCCAUGGAAGCAUUUUCUAGGGUUCAAGAACUAUUUGAUGGGGUCGAAUGGGUUGAGAACAGUGAUGAUGCUGCCUUCUGGCUGCUCAAACAACUUCAAUCAAAUGCUUUACAUGAAAAUAUUGAAAGACUAAUAUUCAAUGAUGUGAAAGAACUGUCCAGGUUGCAGAGUACGAGUACAUCACCUUCAGAUUCUGAAGAAUCAGGUUCUGUUACAUCAAUGGACUAUGAUAGAAUUCAGCAUGUUGACAAUGUUUCUACACAAUUACAAUCUGAUGAUGUACAUAGCGAUCGUAUAAAUCAAUAUCCUCAGUUGAAAGGUCCCAUUGAUUCAAACAUGGUGACUACACCGCAUUCUCCACCUCUGUCACCAGUGCUUCCUUCAUCAUGUUCCUCUUUUGAAGGGAAACGAGAACCCUCCUUGCUUCCUCCAUCCCAAUCUCCAAUGCAUUCAUUACCUAAUAGAAUUGCUCUACCCCCACCCCCACCCCCACCGCCCCCUCCUCCUCCAAUUAUCUUCUCAGGGGCCUCCACCACACCUCACUGGCCUCGCAACGUUCUGCACGCUCCCUUAUUAUCUAACCAUAAGGCCCCAAACCCUCCACCUCCUCCACAAGUCCCUAAGCCUCCUUCUGCGGGCCCACCACCUCCACCCUUGCCUGGAGGAAGCCGUGGUGUACCCGGUGUACAACAACCUCCAACAGCUAAAGCUUCAAGCACACAUGUACCGGGUCCUCCAUCAGCGGGAAGAGGAAGAAGUAUUGCACCUGGUUCAGGAAGAGGCCGUGGAUCUACAUUAACAGCUAACAUACCAAAGAAAUUAAAGCCAUUACAUUGGGUGAAAGUAACCAGGGCAAUGCAAGGAAGUUUAUGGGCUGAUUCUCAAAAACAAGAGGAGCAACCAAAGGCUCCUGAGAUUGAUCUUUCAGAAUUAGAAAGUUUGUUCUCGACUUCAGCGGCAACGGAUGCAAGCCGCGCCGAUAAGGGUGGAAGUAAACGCGGAACUAGCAUUAGCAAGUCAGAGACUGUUCACCUGAUUGACAUGCGGAGAGCAAACAAUUGCGAAAUUAUGCUUACGAAAAUUAAAAUGCCUCUUCCAGAUAUGAUGAAUGCAGUUUUGGCUUUGGAUACAUCAGUUUUGGACAUUGACCAGGUGGAGAAUCUCAUCAAAUUUUGUCCCACGAAAGAGGAAAUGGAGAUGUUGAAGAAUUAUAAUGGAAAGAAGGAAAUGCUUGGGAAGUGUGAGCAGUUUUUUCUGGAGCUGAUGAAGGUCCCUCGAGUGGAAUCCAAGUUGAGGGUUUUUUCCUUUAGGAUUAAUUUUUCUAGUCAGGUUAAGGAUCUGCGGUCCAAUCUAAACACAAUCAACAGCGCAUCUAAAGAGGUAAAAGAUUCUUUGAAAUUGCGGCAAAUAAUGCAAACUAUACUUACGUUAGGAAAUGCAUUGAAUCAGGGAACAACAAGAGGUUCUGCCGUGGGAUUCAAGCUUGAUAGCCUUUUAAAAUUGUCAGAUACCCGAGCGAAGAACAAUAAGAUGACACUAAUGCAUUAUUUAUGCAAGCUGCUUGCAGAGAAAAUGCCUGAGCUGCUUGAUUUUCAUAAGGACUUACAUCAUCUAGAAGCAGCUUCUAAGAUCCAACUGAAAAUAGUAGCUGAAGAAAUGCAAGCUGUAAGUAAGGGUCUUGAAAAGGUUGAACAAGAACUCACUGCUUCUGAAAAUGAUGGUGCUAUUUCCAUGGGCUUCCGGAAGGCCUUGAAGAAUUUUCUUGAUACUGCAGAGGCUGAUGUGAGGUCACUUAUAUCAUUGUACUCUGAAGUGGGAAGAAGUGCAGAUUCACUGGCACAGUAUUUUGGGGAAGAUCCGGCCCGCUGUCCAUUCGAGCAAGUGACAUCAAUUUUGGUCAUCUUCGUCAAUAUGUUCAAUAAAGCACGGGAUGAGAAUGCUCGUAAUGCAGAAGCAGAAAAAAAGAAAUUGGAAAAGGAAGCCAUGAAAGAGAAACAAAAUACUUCCGGAAAAUAGCACCAAACACUGCUGACUAUUGACUACAUGCUAGGACUUGAUGUUUCCUACUUCAAAAUUAAGAGAAAACAUUGGUCAUUGAAAAGAUUAAAGUACACAUUUCUCGAUGCACGAUGUACAGAAGUCAGCUCCUCAAACCCAUAUCAAGCUACCGAAAGAUGAACCCGCACCCUUUAAUAUUGUGAUUCAUGGUUGGUUGGCCAUAAUAAGGGGUGGUAAAGGAUCAAUUGAUUACUCUUUGGUGGAUGAAGUAGUUCAAUGCACAAUUACUUGCUCUCAGGUAGCUUUGUAAUACGAGGGGUGGGCUACAUUUGCUUUUUCUGAUGUAUACUGCUAAGUAAAGCCUUUUAGUUAUGUUAGGUAGAGUUUACACAGCCCUUAUACUGGGCAGGCAAUUUUCAUGUAUUUGCACUCAGAAUAUAAUGCCAGGAAUGUCUGUGCAUUUGCC